AUGAAUAAAACUCUUGAGAGAAAUUAAAAUGGAACUGUAAUUAUGAAUCUAAAGAAUUUGAAAAUCAUAUGUGAAAGAGAAGGAUUAUAUUAAAAUCCAGAAAACAAUGAUACAUUAUAUUUGCAUUUUAAAGGUAAAUAUAUGCUUUACAAUAUUUAGGAUUUGACAAGAUUGAAAAUCUUGAACCAUAUUUUAAUCUUGUUGCUUUAUGGUUAAAUAAUAAUGCCCUAUAAAAGAUUGAAGGAUUAUGUUAACUUAAGAAAUUAAUUAGCUUAUUCUUAAAUCAUAAUUUGAUUGAUAAAAUAGAAAAUAUUUCUGCAUUAUAAGAUUUAGUUACUUUAAAUUUAAGUCAUAAUUCAAUAAAGAAAAUAGAAAAUAUAUCUUCUUUAACCAAACUCUAAAAUCUUAAUUUAUCUCAUAAUUUAUUGACUAAUUAUUAAUCAUUAUUAGAAAUUUAAGAUUGUCCAUCAAUAUAAAAUUUAGAUCUUUCAAAUAAUCAUAUUAAUUAUGAAGAAUCUAUAAUUACAAUAUUUCAAUAGACAUAUAUUGGAUGUUUAUAUUUAAAAGCAAAUACUUUUGGUAUAUUUUUAUUUUAAUAAAAUUAAGUGAGAGAAUGUCCAAAUUAUAGAAAAACUAUUAUUGUUGCAAUAAAAGCAUUAUAAUUUUUAGAUGAUAAACCAGUAACACCUGGUGAACGUAAAAUUAGUGAGGCUUGGUCUAUUGGAGGAAAAGAUGCUGAAUAAUAAGAAAGAGUAUCUUAAAUUGAAAUUAAGAGAGAAUAAGAUCAUUAGAUAUAUUUAUAGACUUUAGAAAGAUAAUAGAAAGGUGAAAUAAGAAAUUAAUUAUUAAACAAAUAAUAAAUAUUAUGCAAAGAAAUAAGGUAAUUAUAGAUUUAGUAUUUUGAUGGGGAAGAAGUUGAUGAUUUGAUUGAAUAAAAAGAAAAUGAAUUAAAAAAUGUAGAAUUUGAAUUAGAUAAAUAUUAAGUUGACACUAUACUUCCUCAUCAAUGUUUUUUAACCACAAAGGAUGAUGAAGGAAACACAGUCAUUUUAAAUAAAACUGAGGACGUAAAAAUAUUAAUAUGAAAAAAGGAAGCCAAAUAAAUAAGGGACAGAUAUUUCAAUUAAGAAAUGUAAUAAAUAAAUCAAAAAUGUGAUAAUAAUAAUGUUGAAAAUUAAUUAAAUAAUUAAAAAUAUGAACCAUAAGAAGAACAAGAAGAAUGUUUAUAAUCAAAUAAAUAAUCUAAAUUUAUUAUUAAUUUAGAUUCUGGUCCUUAAAUACCAAAAGUUGAUACUAAAGCAUAAUAAUUAAGAGAAUAUAAAUAAAAGAGAGAAGGUUGGACAAUUGAUCAUGAUGAUUUAUUAGAAAAUCUAUUAAUGUAUCAUUAAUUUAAUUUUGAUGCUGUAAGUGAUGAAUUUAAAAGAAUUAUGGCAUAUGAAGAUUAAGAACUUAAAUAUUUAGAGCCUGAAGAUUUAAGAAUAAUUUGGACAUAUAUUGAAUUGUCAAAAUAUAGAAAUAAAAUACCUUAAAAUCUAGAUAGGAUUGAGUGA
This is a messenger RNA of Paramecium pentaurelia, 1550 nucleotides long. The record is from the annotation of a GenBank genome assembly. Lineage: Eukaryota; Ciliophora; Oligohymenophorea; Peniculida; Parameciidae.